AUGGGAGAUCAACAGCAGGCCGGCGGGUGGCUGAGCUUCGCCAAUCCCCACGACCCCGAGGCCACCGACCCAGCUUUGUUGAAGCAGAACUCUGAGAUCCGCACAUACAAGACGGACCGCUACACCUACCCUGGAAUCCGGACCUUUUACAAACGGCACCCUCAGGCCGAUCAGCUGCCGAAGCCGCCUAUUCCUCUACUUGUCUUCAUCCACGGCCUGGGAGGCUCUGUGGCACAGUUUCACCCGCUGCUGACGAGCCUUGUUCACAUCUCAUCAUGUUUGGCUAUCGAUAUGCCCGGAUGCGGCCGCUCCGAGUUUCGACAGACGGCGUGGGAUGCUUACACUACAGAAGCGCUGGCUGAGCUUCUAGAGGUCAUCAUCAACGAGUACCGCCAGAAAGAACCUGAGCGUAAGGUCGUCCUCAUCGGCCACAGUAUGGGCACAGCUUUGUGCGCGCAACUGGCAAGCCGCAACGCCCCGCACAAGACAGAUCUGCGGAAGCAUGUCGUCGGUUUGGUUGCUAUUUGCCCUCUGGCUGGACCUCCGACGGAGGACAAGACUGCGCUCUUCCGGAAACUGCUAUGGAUUCCCGGCUGGUUGUUUGAUCUAUGGAGGGCAUACGAUCGGUGGGGAGGUCCGCAGAGUGUUAGCGUCAGCCGUUUUGUCGGCCCUGAAGCAGACCUUGAACUGCGCAAGCUACAAGACCGCUUCAAUAACCAAAGCCGCACGCCGGUGUGGCGACGUAUGGCGUGGGGCUCCCUGCCGACAUUCGAAAAUGGCGUUGCGAAGGGUGGCGUGCCAGGAAAGGAUGUUUGGGCUGGCGUUGAUGUACCCGUCUUUCUCGUCGCGGGAGAGGCUGACAAGCUCACCUCUCCGGAUGAAGUUGGCAAGAUCGAGGAGUACCUGUCCGGGAAGGCCCCUCUUUCACCAGAAACAGGGUCAGAUGAUGGUCAUGAAACCAUUGUCGACGCUGCCGCACCGGUCAACACAUCCAAGAACCCCGCGGACCACAUACCUGAGAGCAUAGACGACAUCACAGACGAAGACUUCCAGCGCGACAGGCGGCUGAACGAAGAUGCAGACAUGAGUCAUGAGGAUCCCUCCACACCACAAGAAUCACCCGCGAAUAUCCCGCCACAGCCUCGACACCCCACCAAGGUCGUCAAGUCGAUCAUCAUGCCGGCACCGGCUAACCAUGCCUUGCUCUUCAUGCCGUCUACCGUCAGGAUCCUCGCGGGCCGCAUCUCCGACUUCCUUGCCGCUCACGUCACCGGUCGUUUCUCGUUAGGAUGGCAGCUGCAAUAUCUCUCGCGCGAGGGCAAAUGGGACGUGAAGAACCUCGCAAAGUGGAAGAAUGUCGUUCCAGUUUCUCAUCCCAUCGGCCCCAAGGGAAAGCCUGCGGUCUUUAGGGCAAUGAAGACGCUACGAGAGGCCGAUGAUGUACACUGCCCCUCGGAGUUUGUAAAGAAUUGGGGAAGCAUCAUCAAGGAUGUCGUUGACAUUAGCCAUGACCAACCGGUCUACGACCCUAGGAGCAUGGAGAAAGGCGGUGUGCGCUACCACAAGUUUGCCACAGUGUCCAAGAUCCCGCCCACGGCCGCGGAAGUCGCGACCUUCACCGCGCUUAUCGACAAGCUGAGGGAACAGCAGAAGAAGAGGGCCGAGGAGGAGGGUUGGCAGGAAGUUGACGGGCAGAACCAGGUGAUUGGCGUGCACUGCCACUACGGCUUCAACCGUACGGGGUACUUUAUUGUGUGUUACUUGGUCGACCGGUGCGGGCUAGGGAUACAGGAGGCGAUUGACACGUUUGCGAAGGCGAGGCCUAACGGGAUCCGCCAUUCGCAUUUCUUGGAUUCGCUAUUUGUACGAUACUCGGAGUUGAAGAAGGGGGAAGACGAGACCGAGUCGUGA
This is a messenger RNA of Colletotrichum truncatum, 1911 nucleotides long. Its product is annotated as dual specificity phosphatase catalytic domain protein. Lineage: Eukaryota; Fungi; Ascomycota; Sordariomycetes; Glomerellales; Glomerellaceae. Gene Ontology annotation, biological process: dephosphorylation; 7-methylguanosine mRNA capping. Gene Ontology annotation, molecular function: protein tyrosine/serine/threonine phosphatase activity; mRNA guanylyltransferase activity. The record is from RefSeq and is a predicted model, not a curated record.